This is a messenger RNA of Penicillium macrosclerotiorum, 1344 nucleotides long. RefSeq names its product RPAP1 family protein. Gene Ontology annotation, biological process: transcription by RNA polymerase II. Gene Ontology annotation, cellular component: nucleus. The record is from RefSeq and is a predicted model, not a curated record. The coding region runs from base 1 to 1344 and encodes 447 amino acids. The transcript has 2 exons. NCBI's taxonomy places the organism in Eukaryota, Fungi, Ascomycota, Eurotiomycetes, Eurotiales, Aspergillaceae.
AUGGCUUUUCGUGGCGAGCGCUUCCUCGUCAACCUCGACGAUGAGACUCCGACAAUCCCGAAUGAUCCCGUUCCCUCCCCCUUCUCGCUAGUGGGGGAGAUCCGCGAACGCGAGCCCUCAAACGCUACACCGCCGGCCCCAGCACCUCCGACCCCUUCGGCCUCCUUGACCGGAUUCCCCGCGCACCGCCGUCGCAACAAGCCUUCCUCCUUCAAACAGCGACGAGCGAAGCAACAUGCGGAUGACUCGCCCCCUGAUGUGUUACCCACCCCCCAGGAUGACAAGCAGGCUAUCGCGGAGGAGAACCGCCGGCAUUUGGCGUCCAUGUCGGAUUCCCAGAUUGAGAAGGAACGGGAAGAGCUGAUCGCCUCCAUGGACCCCGGCUUGCUGAAACGUUUCCUCUACCGGGCCAAGAUCGACGAGGAUGAGCAAGCGAGUGCUGACCCGCCUCCUGCGCCGACACUGCUGCCAACCUCAGACGUGUCGGCGGCACCGAAGCCCCAGAAAUCCGUGUCAUUCGACCUUCCCACCCCGGCACCGGCACCCCAAACCAAACCACCUCAACCCGCGCCAAAUUCGUCUGCCAAGCGGCCUGUACAUGACGACUUUGCCCCUACCCAACCCCCGAAAGACCUCCACCCCGCCUCCGAGCGCCCAAUCCUCGACCCCGCGGCCAUCGAAACCUUCCACUUCCCGCAACCCACCCAACCCAUGCCGGCCCUCGACCCAUCCUCUCCAAACUUCCUUUCCGACCUGCAAUCCCACUACUUCCCUGAGAUGUCGCACGACCCGUCCGCCCUCGCGGCCGUCUCGAUGGCCCCGUCGUCCGUGCGAUUCUCGCUACGCGGCACAAUCCUCGCCCCGGCGACGUCGCUGGCGUUGCCGACGUCCUUGGGCCUGCAUCACCACGGCGAUGAUCCGCACGCUGCGGGGUAUACGAUUCCCGAGCUGGCGAUCCUGUCGCGCUCAACAUUCCCGGCGCAGCGCUGUGUGGCAUGGCAGGUACUUGGUCGGAUUCUGUUCCGCUUGGGCCGGGCCGAGUUUGGGGAUCGUGGCGGGCCGUUAUCGGAGGGGUUGUGGUUUGUCAUUGAGAAGGAAGGUGUUGUAGCGGGGAUGCUGGCCGAAGCGGAGGGAGCGGCGGGUCAGAGUCUGCCUGCGGCUCGGGGUGAGGAGGAAGAGAAGAAAGAUGAGGAUACGGACGAGAGCCCCAAUAAGCUCGUUGCGUCGGGCAUUGGCCGUCACGCCAGUGCCGCGGCAUGGGCUGUUGAAGGUGUGUGGUUAUGGCAGCAGGGCGGAGGGGGAGACCGGGGAUUGUUGAAGGAGGGCCAGACACGGCCGCGGUAA